AGAUUUUAGGCAGCCAAUCGUUUUCUAGGUGAAGUGUCGGUGGUGGAACAGCUCCUAAUAUCAGUUCACACAGUUGGCUCAAAUCUCCAUCUCAGUCUCCAAUUCCCAGUCUCUCUUCUCUUCUCUGCUCUGCCCAUUCAUCAGCUCCCUCUUUGCCUCUGUAAUUUUGCAGAGAACCACGCAGGAAAUUAGCAGAAUGGGUGUGGAUCCAAGGCAGAUUCUGGCUGGGUUUCUGACUGUCACCAUGUUUGUAAUGCUGGCCAACAUGAUCAAGAGGGAGCAUUUUGAUUCUGUGAAAACUCCAGCAGCUGCAAAUAUUCGCCUAGAUGAAAACCCAGCUGUAGAACAGAGCCUCGCUAAACUUCCCGGAGGGACUACCACAGGGCCUUGGAAGGAGGAUGAAUGGCAAGAGCUAAAACCCUGCUGGGCAAAGCCUGAUUUAGGCAAUUCCGAGAAAUCAACGGGGUUUGUCACCUUCUCAUUAACUAAUGGCCCUGAAUACCAUGUUUCACAGAUUGCGGAUGCAGUGGUGGUGGCAAGAUAUCUAGGAGCAACGCUUGUAGUCCCUGACAUUAGAGGAAGCAAACGGGGGGAUAAGAGGGACUUCGAAGAAAUCUACGAUGUUGAGAAGUUCAUGAAAAGCCUAGAAGGGGUGGUCAGAGUAACAAAAGAUCAGCCUGCAGAACUAUCAGCUCAAAACAUUGCGGUUGUAAGAGUCCCUAACCGGGUGACCGAAGAGCAUGUAGAAGAGUACAUUGCACCUAUAUUCAGAACAAAAGGCAACGUCCGCCUCGCAACAUACUUCCCUUCAGUGAAUAUGAAGGAGAUAACAAAGAGUAAGGCAGACUCAGUUGCAUGCUUGGCCAUGUUUGGUGCUUUAGAACUGCAACCAGAAGUCAGGGAAGUAGUAGACUCAAUGGUGGAGCGGUUGAGGACUUUGAGUAGGAAGUCUGAUGGGCAGUUCAUAGCUGUGGACCUGAGAGUUGAGAUAUUGGAGAAGAAGGGCUGCCUAGGAGGAGAUGGGACGAAAACUUGCUAUGGGCCAGACGAGAUAUCUGCAUUCUUGCAGAAGAUCGGAUUCGACAAGGAUGCCACGGUCUAUUUGACUCAAACAAGGUGGCAUGGCAGCCUUGAUUCUUUGAAGGAAUCCUUCCCUAAAACUUAUAUAAAGGAAAACAUAAUGCCAGCAGACAAGAAGCCGAAGUUCCUAGAUUCAGAAACCUCAGAAUUCAUGAAGGUCAUCGACUUCUACAUCUGUUCCCAGAGCGACGUCUUUGUCCCCGCCAUCUCUGGCCUCUUCUAUGCCAAUGUAGCCGGUAAAAGAAUCGCAACAGGCAAGAACCAGAUACUCGUCCCAGCCACCAUCUCUGAGGCCACAGCUUCUGCAUCAGACUUCAUCUCCUCAUACAUCUCCAAGAAGAACCACCUGGCCUACUCCUGUUUCUGCUAGCACCCCAUGCAUGUCAAAACCCGAAAACCCGAAAACCAAAGCAUUUGUAGCAUGUUGUGAUGAAUUGAAUUCAUAAAGGACUCUAGCUACUAUCAUCCUGUUGAUCUCAUUCAAAGGGUUUUCAGUUAGGAGAUUGAUGGGUUGGCUAGCUAUACUAUUCAUACUUGGAUUCAGGUUUGAAGUGAUUCCCAGAGAUCGAGAAGUUGAUAUUUGGGAAGCAUUCUCGAGUGUAACAACUGGUUGAAAGCUUUACAUAUAUUUUGAUUCUCAGUUGUUUUGUGGUUGUAGAACUUUCUUGUAUCAUUGUCAAUUGUAAUUUUAGCUAUACUCUUCUUACAUUUCAAGAGUUACAUAUUUGUUUG
This is a messenger RNA of Vitis vinifera (wine grape), 1812 nucleotides long. Its product is annotated as protein MANNAN SYNTHESIS-RELATED 2. The record is from RefSeq and is a predicted model, not a curated record. The transcript has 6 exons. The coding region runs from base 197 to 1450 and encodes 417 amino acids. NCBI's taxonomy places the organism in Eukaryota, Viridiplantae, Streptophyta, Magnoliopsida, Vitales, Vitaceae.